AUGACAACUGCUGUGGGUUCUUCUCGGACGGCAUGGAUCUCAGCGGCUUCGAGUCGGAAGAGUUGGAACGGAACAGCCAGCACAACCCGGACUUUCAGCACGACUCCACGGUCCCAAGCGAGAUUCACACGCCAACAAGAAAUCGACUUAGUCGAAGGACUCUUCACUUCCGGACAAAUUACCAGAGCAGAAUGGAGAGAAAGCGUCUUCAUGCAAGCGGGCGUGCGGGAGGCGAGUGGAGUCGAAGAGAGAGUGAGGUUAGUGAGGGAGUGGUUUGGUGGGGAGGGUGUGCCGGGAGAGGUGCUCGAGGGGGAAGAGGGGAGGGUUUAUGAGAGGUUGUUUGGGGGAUUGAGGGAGGUUGUUGUGCAGGAUAAUGGCGUUGAGGGGGUGGGAGGGGCGGAUGUGGCAGGAUUGCAGGUGCUGCGGGAGGAUGGGAGGGAGGUGGAGUUUGAAGAAGAUGAUGUCGAGGACGAGGUGGAUGGAAAGAGGAAGAGGAGGUGGAAGGAGACGGGCAAUGAGAUGCUGGCGAGGGAUCUGGAGAGGACUUUCGGGGAUGAAGGGGAGGCAUAUACACCUUUCUCCGAGGACGAGGUGCAGGAUGAUGUAUACCCCCGGGACCAACAUGAGCGCGUGGAAGAAGAAGACCCAGGCUUCGUCCGCAUCCACCCUCUCACGCUCGCAAACCGCUUCGGCUCCACGGUCGACAUCCCGAAAACCACCCUCAUAGACCCGAUCACUCUCCUCAUCUCCGACCGCAACAAGCACAUCCCCGAACACGCCCUCCGCAUUUUCGGCGGGCCGGGUCUACCCUACUCGACGUCCACUCCUGCUCGUGGGAGAUUGAUGCAGCAGAAACCCAUUGCUCUGGACGCUACGCAGGGGAACAUGGCGGAGAUGGACGGCGAUGUGUUUCUCGCUACCUUGAUGCCAGGGAUCUUUGCGAGUGUUACGAGUGUGCUCGUCGAGACGAGGAAGAGGCUCGGGACGGAGUGGGCGGAGGGCUUGGUGCGGAAAGCGGAAGAGGGAGAGUUGCGAAUUCUGGACGCGGGAGGGGCGGGCGCAGGCGUACUGGCUGUGAGGGAGAUGUUGAGAGCGGAGUGGGAGAGGAUGCAUGAGGGGGGCAUCGAUGGACCUGAUUCACCCUUGGCGCUGGCAGAGGCGGAUGGAAGAGUUGGAGGAGCGGGUCUUUCGCCUCCGCUGGGUAGCGCUACAGUGUUGGCGGGAAGUGAUGCGUUAAGACGCAGGGCUGCGAAGUUAUUGGACAACACGACUUUCAUCCCGAGACUACCUGACUACCUGCACGCGGAAGAGGCGAAGGUGAAGGGCAAAUUCGACAUUGUCAUCGCGCCCCACUCGUUGUGGCCAUUGAGGGAAGACCACCUCCGAAAAGCACACGUGCAGAAUCUCUGGCAUCUGCUCAAUGCCGACGGCGGCGUGCUUCUGCUCAUCGAAAAAGGUGUCUCCCGCGGUUUUGAAAUGAUCGCCGGCGCGAGGGACAUGUUGUUGGACCGCCACAUCUCCUCUCCCGACUCCACUGAGCGAUCCACGAAUAUCGACGAGCCUGGUGCGCAUGAGUACGCGGACCUCCUCAUGCAGCCGAAAGAAACGGGUAUGAUCAUCGCUCCGUGUACGAACCACACCGCUUGUCCGCUAUACAGCCAGAAGGGAAUGGUGAAAGGUCGGCGAACGAUUUGUUCCUUCGAACAACGCUACCACCGCCCAGCAUUCUUACAGUCGAUUUUCGGACAAAGCGGAAAGAACCACGAAGACGUGGAGUUUUCCUACCUCUCCGUUCUUCGCGGGCAAGAUCUCCGUCAGCAGCCGCAGCCCACCUCCGCAGACAUCGUCCAGGGCGAAGACGCCACCUCGCUCGCUUUUGCCGGCUACGAAGAAGUAAUACCUUCUGCAUCUCGGUUAUUCGCUCCGCCGAAUGGUCUUUCCCUCCCGCGAGCCAUCCUGCCACCGAUGAAGAGGACGGGACAUGUGAUUCUGGACGUGUGCACGCCGAGCGGCACUCUGGAACGAUGGACUGUUCCGCGGAGUUUCAGCAAACAGGCUUUCCGCGAUGCGAGGAAGAGUGGAUGGGGAGAUUUAUGGGCUUUGGGGGCGAAGACGAGAGUUCUACGUAAUGGGACGACUGCGAAGUCUAAAGCCACUACUCAAGGCAAGGUGGAUAUGGAAGCCGCGCUCGUCAAGAAGGGCAAUGCACGCAAUAAGAGGAGUGGAGGCUAUGGACGUGAGAAGGUUCCGAACGCGGUGAAGGAUGAGAGUGGAGGGGUGUUGGUGCAGGAGGGAGUGGUAGCGGAGUUUGGGAGGUUGGAGGAUGGGAGUACGAGGGAGAGGCUGAGGGGACGGAAGGUUAAGGGGGUGAGGGAGAAGAGGGAUAAGAAGGGGACUGGGAAUGGGAGGGUCAAGAUGGGAGGGGAGGGGAGGAGGGUGUUGAGGGAGGCGGAGAUGGUUGCGGAGGGGGGGAGGAGGGACGGGUAA
Messenger RNA from Zymoseptoria tritici IPO323, 2487 nucleotides. Its product is annotated as ribosomal small subunit Rsm22, mitochondria. Gene Ontology annotation, cellular component: mitochondrial small ribosomal subunit. Bases 1 to 2487 code for a protein of 828 amino acids. Gene Ontology annotation, biological process: translation. NCBI's taxonomy places the organism in Eukaryota, Fungi, Ascomycota, Dothideomycetes, Mycosphaerellales, Mycosphaerellaceae. The record is from RefSeq and is a predicted model, not a curated record. Gene Ontology annotation, molecular function: structural constituent of ribosome; methyltransferase activity. The transcript has a single exon.